Messenger RNA from Drosophila suzukii, 2542 nucleotides. Lineage: Eukaryota; Metazoa; Arthropoda; Insecta; Diptera; Drosophilidae. The record is from RefSeq and is a predicted model, not a curated record.
CACAAUCAGUUUGUUUUGAAAUUUUGCCGCGAUGCGUUCGUUCCAAAGCGCUCUCCUCAACUAAAAGUACUCGAGCAGAAUAAAUAGUUUCAUUAAUUAAAUGUGAAAUAACAAAACUUUAAGUGUCACCGAAAAAAAAGAAAUACAGAAAUCAAUCGUGAAAUAUAGCAUACAAUAUAAGUAAAAUACCCGAAUGUACAAGUACUUAAGAAUUACAUUUGGCGUUGCAGAACGAUUGCAAUAUGCGGGCUUAGGUUGAAGUUAUUAUUGCAAAAGCAGUAAAGUUAUAUAUGCAGUUGUAGCUUAUUAAAAGUUAAAAAUGUGGAGUAAUGAGUAAAACCGCUGAGUGAAACUGAGAGUGAAAAUCAUGAAAAAUAGUAGGUGUUAAUAAUGAAAAACUAAUAUUGUUGUGCAUCACAUGGAUUUAGAAACUCACAAAUAUCUGUAGAUCUAGAACAACCAAUUACUUUGCACUCAACAACAGCUACUCUUUUGAGUUGUUGUUGUCGUCGAGGGGGCCAAACAGCUUUAGAAUGAAAUGGAGAUGCAAAGCUACUCUGGUCAUGGACCAACGACAACAACUUCAGCCACAGCGGAAAGUGCAACAGCAACUGCAGCAGUCCCAGCAGCAACAUUCACACAGCGACACUUCAGUUGUCGACUGGAAGAGGCGGCCCGGCCGGAGGUCUGGCAGCCUUUUAUUGGCUGCGACAGCAACACCAGCAGCAGCAGCAAGAGCAACCUCAUCCUGCCCACCAGCAACAUCCUCGUCAACGGCAGCAGCAGCUCAUUCCAGUGUGCCCGGCAAGCCUUCGAUAAAGCGGAGCAGACGGCCCUCUACAGAUGCGUUGGGGAGGGUCCAUUGUCUGAAAGCUGCGCGUUGAGGCUGAGGGCGCGACUGUUGCAAGUGCCGUACGAGGCGUAUGAGCAAUUUCGACUGGCAAUCAACGGGGAACUCAGUGAUACAUCCAGUGAUAUACUUAGUGAUAGUUCGAGCUGCGAGGAGGGAGAGGAUGUUUUGCAAUGUGAGCUGGGGCUGACCCAGGAUCUAUUUCUUUGUCAUUUGCAGCCGCAGCAGGAGCCAUUUGGGGAGCUGGAAGGCCUGGGGGAGGCGGAGCCCCUCUCGAACGGCAGCCUACUGGAGGCCUAUCCAAUCGAGCUGGGCAACGAACACGACGGACUCUGGUCCUUCCUCAACCUGAGCGAGCUAAUGGAAGCCGGCAACGACACCUCUGGCAUCGUGAAUGCCACCAGCAGCAGUUUGGACAUGAUUCUGGCCAACUACACGGCCCUUACCACAACAACAGUCGCCUCCACCGCAGCCACGUCGAGCGAUAUCGGAGUUACGAAGAGCUUUCUGGACUACAGUCCCCACGGCUACGAUUGGCUUUUCCUGUUCGUGGUCUUCUUCAUCUUUGCGGGGGGCUUGGGCAACAUCCUCGUCUGCCUGGCUGUGGCCUUGUACCGGAAGCUUCAGAACGUCACCAACUACUUCCUGUUUUCCCUGGCCAUAGCCGAUCUCUUGGUCAGUCUGUUCGUGAUGCCCAUGGGUGCCAUACCAGCUUUCUUGGGUUAUUGGCCACUUGGCUUUACUUGGUGCAACACAACAUAUGUGACCUGUGAUGUGCUGGCCUGUUCCUCCAGCAUCCUGCAUAUGUGCUUCAUAAGUUUGGGACGCUAUCUGGGAAUACGGAAUCCAUUGGGCUCGAGACAUCGGUCUACGAAACGAUUGGCUGGUAUUAAGAUAGCCAUUGUUUGGGUAAUGGCCAUGAUUGUAUCCAGCUCGAUAACAGUCCUGGGUCUGGUCCACGAGAAGAACAUUAUGCCUGAGCACAACGUCUGUGUAAUAAACAACCGCGCCUUCUUCGUUUUUGGAUCUCUGGUGGCAUUUUAUAUCCCCAUGCUCAUGAUGGUCACUACUUACGCACUCACCAUUCCCCUCCUCCGCAAGAAAGCACGUUUUGCCGCAGAGCAUCCGGAAAGUGAACUCUUCCGCAGGCUAGGUGGACGCUUUACCAUAAGACCUCAGCACAGCCAGCAACAGUUGCAGGUGCACAGCAGCUUCUCCAGAGGCAAUAGCAAGUUUCUGUCAAUGAGCGACAGCAUUCGCAACUUUAACAAUGGAGGACGAGGGGUUGAGGAAGGAGAUGCUGCCAGGAAAAGUUGCGUGGAGCCCGCCGAACGACCUUUGAUGCAGCAGAGAACGACGAGUAGCAGGAGCAUCGGCACGGCCAGUUUCCGCAAUGUGGCCAAUGGCAGCGGAGGAGCUGGAGGAAGUGGGUCUAAGGGAGCAGGCCCUGCCCGCAGCAGCUUCCGGUUCUCCGGAGGCGGCAUCCUGCGGCACUCAUCGUCACCCGCCUCGAGCUGCCACUCCACCAACAAGUCGCAUUUGAGCAGCUUCUGGAGCAAACACGGAGGCAAUCCCAACCUAAUGGACAGGUGAGUGGGAUAACACUUGCUAACAAGUUAAAAUCCAUGAAAGGCUCCUAAGCCUGUGAUGGUAAAUUCUGAUUGUGCUGAAAAUGUCAGUAACAUUUUUCUC